UAUUCAGUUUCCUCCAAAAACGAAAAAAAACAUGUUCGUCUUCUACAUGUAUUCUCAAUUUUCCAACGUGUGCCCAGUGCUCACUUCAUCAAAACCACUUUAAAAUUCAUUCCCACCUUUUUUUCCAAAAUCUUCAUGAAUCAUGAGAACAUGUCUGGCCAAGAAGUGAUCAUAACCAACGGCGGUUCGGUUACUUUUCCGGUGAAACCUUUGCCGUUGUAACAUGCUUAAAUCCUCAAGUGGAGAGAGAGAAACAUAGGAUCAUAGUACAUUAUAGAAUGUGCUCAAGAGAAUCAGUACCAUAAACAUCAUUCAAAUACUUUUUCUUUUUAUCUUCUUUCUUUUCUCCCUCAAACCACUUAUAAAUAACGCCAUCUUAACUCCAUUUCGAACUCACCAUCCAACAACAUAAACAACAAUACUUCUCUCUCUCUCUCUCGCUCUCUCAUUAACGCUCCAAAGAACAAAAAUGGUGAAGUUCUCUAAGCAGUUUGAAGGGCAACUCAUUCCAGAAUGGAAAGAAGUUUUUGUUGAUUAUCGGCAACUCAAGAAGGACCUAAAAAAUAUUCAAUUCCUUAAUAAUAACAACAGCAACGACACCAAGAACCAAAAUAGUUCUGUGCCUAAUUCCAUUAUUUCAUCACUAAGAAACUACUCUCCAUUUGGCCAUCACCAAAAUGGAGAGCACGUACCACCAAUUCAAGUCCAUAGGAAACUUGGUUCGUCGUACGACACCGAAUUGCUAGAGCAAUUUGCCGAAACCGGUGCUAUUAAGGAAUUCUUUGCUUGUUUGGAUCAGCAGCUAAACAAGGUGAACAAAUUCUAUAGAACAAAGGAGAAUGAGUUCAUGGAGAGAGGGAAUUCUUUGAGAAAACAAAUGGACAUUCUAAUUCAGCUCAAAUUUGCAUUCCAAGAUCAACAAGGUUCCAUAGAUAAAGAGUAUCAUUCCAUCUCAUGCACAUUUUCCAAUGAGGAGGACUCUGUUAGGAACAGAGAAGAUCCCGAAGAAGAAACAGAGGAAAUUAGCACAGAUGAGAUUCAGUUUUCUGAUUCUUGUCGCACAGACGAAGUUGGAGAGCCGACGCAGGUGAAGAGAGAAGAAAAACUCAGAACACUCUCCGGCCGUGUUAUUGAUUACCAAGGGAAGAAUCUCAGGAUAAACAUUCCUUCGACAACUCCAUUGCGAACCUUCUCGACCAUAACUUACCUUGUCCGGGAAGAUUUGAUUAACCAGUCAAGGAAAUUCAGCAUAGGAGCUGGCAAGGUUCAUAUUAACCAAACAAAGUUGCGCCACUCUGAAAAGAUGAUCAAACGGGGUUUCAUUGAACUCUAUAAAGGACUAGAAUAUCUCGAACUUUACAGGAACUUGAACAUGCUUGCAUUUAUGAAGAUUUUGAAGAAGUUUGACAAGUUUCAAUUACACAUUUGCCAAGUCUCCUAUUUCAAUAGCUCUGACAAGGUGAUUAAGCUGUCUGAUGAAGUAGAGGAACUGUUCGUCAGGAAUUUAGCCGGAGAUGAUCGAAAGAAGGCCGCAAAAUACCUCAGGCCGAGCCACCGGCAUAAAGAAUCUCAUUCUGUAACUUUCUUCAUUGGACUAUUUGGUGGAUGCUUCUUGGCACUUUUAACUGGAUAUGUUGUAAUGGCUCAUCUUAGUGGCCUAUAUAAACCACAACAGGAUUCACUUUACAUGGAAACAGUCUAUCCUGUACUUGGCUUGUUUAGCCUUAUAUUUCUACAUUUCUUUCUUUAUGGAUGCAACAUUGUGGCAUGGAGAAAGACUCGUAUAAACUACAGCUUCAUAUUCGAACUGGUUCCUACCAAGGAGCUAACGUACAGAGAUAUAUUCUUGGUUUGUACAAUGGCUAUGACCAUUGUAGUUGGGACAAUGUUACUUCAUUUGACUCUUCUAACAAAAGGCUAUUCUUAUGCCCAACUUCAACAUAUUCCAGGGCUUCUUAUACUGGUGUUCUUACUAAUGCUACUUUGCCCCUUCAACGUUAUUUACCGAUCAACCCGUUACCGUUUUCUUUGUACUAUAAGAAACAUAAUUUUUUCACCACUUUACAAGGUUUUCAUGCAAGAUUUUUUCGUGGCAGAUCAACUUUGUAGUCAGGUGCCAAUGCUGAGGAACCUCGAGUAUGUGGCAUGUUACUAUAUAAGUGGGAGUUACAAAACUCUAGACUAUGGAUACUGCACGAGGGAAAAUUACUAUAAAGACCUUGCUUAUGCAGUGUCGUUUCUACCCUAUUAUUGGAGGGCUAUGCAGUGUGCUAGAAGAUGGUUUGAUGAAGGGGAAAGAAGCCACCUAGUGAAUCUUGGGAAAUAUGUGUCAGCAAUGUUGGCAGCAGGUGCUAAAGUGGCUUAUGAGAAAGAUGGGAGUAAUAAUGUUGGAUGGCUAUGUGUUGUUGUCAUCUUUUCAAGUGCAGCAACAGUGUAUCAAUUGUAUUGGGACUUUGUAAGAGAUUGGGGUUUGCUUCAAUUCAAUUCCAACAAUCCAUUGCUAAGGAAUGAACUAAUGCUUCGCAAUAAAGCCAUUUACUACUUUUCCAUGGGAUUAAAUGUUAUUCUGAGACUGGCAUGGUUGCAAACUGUUGUCCAUUCAACUUUUCAAGGGGUUGAUUCUCGAGUAACAACAUUGUUCUUAGCAGCUCUUGAAGUUAUUAGACGAGGGCUCUGGAAUUUCUUCAGACUGGAGCAUGAGCAGCUAAAUAAUGCUGGCAAAUUUAGAGCAGUGAACAUAGUACCACUUCCCUUUCAUGAGGUUGAUGAAGAAGACUAAUAAAACCAUUGUUAUCUAGAUGAAUAUUUAGAAUAUUUUUCUUCAUUAAAAUUGAUGUAUUAUUGAUCAACUUGAUUAUUUCAUCGGUUGAUUUGACUGGAUAUGA
Arachis duranensis is the source of this 2885-nucleotide messenger RNA. Its product is annotated as phosphate transporter PHO1 homolog 1. The record is from RefSeq and is a predicted model, not a curated record. Gene Ontology annotation, molecular function: inositol hexakisphosphate binding. NCBI's taxonomy places the organism in Eukaryota, Viridiplantae, Streptophyta, Magnoliopsida, Fabales, Fabaceae. The coding region runs from base 470 to 2779 and encodes 769 amino acids. Gene Ontology annotation, biological process: phosphate ion transport; cellular response to phosphate starvation. Gene Ontology annotation, cellular component: cytoplasm; Golgi apparatus; trans-Golgi network. The transcript has 15 exons.